UUACUCAUAAACCAAACUCUCUCUCUCUCUCUCUCUCUCUCAUUGUGAGCAUGGAUUCUCCACAACCCAAACCCGAACUCGGCCCGCCCGAGGAGGAGUCGCCGAUUGAGGAGGUCCGGCUAACAGUUAAAAACACGGACGACCCGACCCUACCCGUAUGGACCUUUCGGAUGUGGUUUUUGGGUCUACUCUCAUGCUCUCUCUUAUCAUUUCUCAACCAAUUCUUUGCUUACCGUACAGAGCCACUUAUCAUAACCCAAAUAACAGUUCAAGUGGCUGCUCUUCCCAUUGGCAAAUUUCUUGCCAAGGCACUUCCCAACACUCGUUUUCGAGUGUUGGGGUUGGGGGAGAGACGGUUCUCCCUCAACCCGGGCCCGUUUAACAUGAAAGAGCACGUGCUCAUUUCCAUAUUUGCUAAUGCUGGGAGUGCUUUUGGGUCUGGUUCUACUUAUGCAGUUGGGAUUGUUAAUAUUAUUAAGGCUUUUUAUGGAAGGAAUAUCUCUUUUCUUGCUAGUUGGCUUCUCAUUAUCACCACUCAGUAAGGUGCUGGGAUAUGGUUGGGCUGGGCUGUUAAGGAAGUAUGUGGUUGAACCAGCUCAUAUGUGGUGGCCCAGCACCCUCGUUCAAGUCUCUCUUUUCAGAGCAUUGCAUGAGAAAGACGAGCAGCGGAUGUCACGGGCAAAGUUCUUUUUAAUAGCUCUAAUCUGCAGUUUUUCAUGGUAUGUUUUUCCGGGAUUCCUAUUCCCAACACUCACAAACAUAUCAUGGGUUUGCUGGGUAUUCUCAAAGUCAGUUACAGCACAGCAGAUCGGUUCAGGCAUGAAAGGCCUUGGACUGGGAUCGUUCACACUUGACUGGUCAGCCGUGGCAUCUUUCUUAUUCAGCCCUCUAAUCUGCCCGUUCUUUAGCAUUCUCAACAUUUUUGCUGGCUAUGCACUGAUAAUUUAUGUUGCACUACCUAUAGCAUACUGGGGACUGGACUUGUACAGUGCAAGAAAAUUUCCCAUUUUCUCUUCACACUUGUUUACCGCAGAAGGUCAAAUUUACAAUAUAUCAGCUAUAGUGAACAACAAGUUCGAGUUGGAUACAGCAAAGUAUGAGGAGCAAGGAAGAAUUCACUUAAGCAUGUUUUUCGCCCUCACUUAUGGUUUCGGUUUUGCCACCAUAGCUGCCACCCUCACACAUGUGGCUUUCUUCUAUGGAAGGGAGAUCUAUCAGCGGUACAGUGCUUCAUAUAAAGGCAAGGAGGACAUCCAUACAAAACUAAUGAGAAGAUACAAGGACAUACCUUCCUGGUGGUUUUACUUCUUGCUUGGCGUGACACUAUUAAUAUCCCUAGCACUCUGCAUUUUUAUGAAUGACCAGGUUCAGAUGCCAUGGUGGGGACUCCUCUUUGCUGCUGCUAUGGCCUUCAUUUUCACUCUCCCAAUCAGCAUUAUAACUGCUACAACAAACCAGACACCGGGGCUCAACAUAAUAACAGAGUAUGUCAUGGGUAUCAUAUUACCAGGACAUCCAAUUGCCAAUGUUUGCUUCAAAACGUAUGGCUAUAUGAGUACGGCACAGGCUGUGUCCUUUCUAAAUGAUUUUAAGCUGGGGCAUUAUAUGAAGAUUCCUCCAAGAUCGAUGUUUCUAGUUCAGUUCAUAGGAACGAUCCUUGCUGGAACCAUCAAUCUUGCAGUGGCAUGGUGGUUGUUGGGUUCUGUGGAGAAUAUAUGCCAGGAUAAUCUUCUCCCACCAGAUAGUCCCUGGACUUGUCCUGGUGACCGAGUCUUCUUUGAUGCAUCUGUCAUAUGGGGAUUAGUUGGACCAAAGCGUAUAUUUGGAUCUCGUGGAAACUAUCCAGAGAUGAAUUGGUUUUUCCUUGGAGGUGCGAUUGGACCAAUAGUUGUUUGGCUGUUCCACAAGGCAUUCCCCAAACAAACAUGGAUACCCCUGAUCAACCUUCCAGUCCUUCUAGGAGCAACAGCAAUGAUGCCACCAGCAACACCACUGAACUACAAUGCCUGGAUUAUAGUUGGAACCAUUUUCAACUUCUUUGUCUUCCGAUACAGGAAACAAUGGUGGCAGAGGUACAAUUAUAUUCUUUCAGCAGCACUGGAUGCUGGGGUGGCUUUCAUGGCAGUGUUAUUAUACUUUUCACUGGGUGUGGAGAAUAGAGGCUUGAAAUGGUGGGGAACAGAUGGUGAACACUGCCCAUUAGCAAGUUGUCCAACUGCUAAAGGCAUAGUAGUCGAUGGCUGUCCAGUGAAGUAAGGCUUGUCUAUUGUCAUUGUUGCAGAGCAUACUUUCAGCAAUACAAUAUAAGUAAUUGUGUCAAAUGUUAAUUAAGCCAAGCUGUAAUAUAUUCUCUAACACAUUUGUGCAUAAGUUCAAGUUGCACUUGCAAGCCUACUUCUCCACAUGUCACUGAUGCUCCUCAAAAUAAUUAUUUGUGGAAAUGAAAUUAACUUGCAGCAAA
Cannabis sativa is the source of this 2461-nucleotide messenger RNA. RefSeq names its product oligopeptide transporter 4. Gene Ontology annotation, molecular function: oligopeptide transmembrane transporter activity. The coding region runs from base 418 to 2256 and encodes 612 amino acids. Lineage: Eukaryota; Viridiplantae; Streptophyta; Magnoliopsida; Rosales; Cannabaceae. The record is from RefSeq and is a predicted model, not a curated record. The transcript is spliced from 6 exons. Gene Ontology annotation, biological process: transmembrane transport.